Stereum hirsutum FP-91666 SS1 is the source of this 2363-nucleotide messenger RNA. RefSeq lists its product as uncharacterized. NCBI's taxonomy places the organism in Eukaryota, Fungi, Basidiomycota, Agaricomycetes, Russulales, Stereaceae. The record is from RefSeq and is a predicted model, not a curated record. Bases 247 to 1854 code for a protein of 535 amino acids. The transcript has 3 exons.
GUCAGCGCCGCGCUUGAGCUCGUCGACACCGUCUCAUAACUCUCACAGAUUUGGAACAAUUUGCACGGAAACUUCUUCCCAAAGCGCAAACAUUGUGCUUGAAGGUUUGCCGCGAUUGAUAGGGUUGAAUAUCUUAUCGUCACCGUGACCCUACACGAGGAGAACGCGCUUCUUGCGGCCUACUUACACCCUUUUCUCACUCGCUGACCUCCACAUCAUCCUAGUUUUUCCCUCUGACACUCUAUCAUGUUCUCUGGUCUGCUCUGGAGAAAGACACAGACAUCGCCGAGCAUAUCUCAGGAAGGGCCUUCCACCGCAGACGGCGCAAGUCCAAGUCCUAUACCACAGCAGCUCCGCACACCAUCUCCUUCGGAACUCGCUCUUGAUCCUACCAAUGCACCAGCGACGAAAAACUCACCGUCUCGCUCUCUCGCGCACGAGAAUGUCGGUUCGAAUGAGCCUGUCGAGGUCAACUCCGCUCUCGCCUCAAUAAAUCCUGAGACAGAUCCUGAAGGCGCGGUGAAAGCACUGCUGGAGCUACUGCCCUCCAUUCCUGCGAAAACUCUUCACUCGUACACCACGACCCAUCUCAACCACAUCUCUACGGCUCUGUCUAAUCCACCUGACGACUCUCCUAUACCCGCAUCACAAGUGCCAAGCAACCAGAUACCCGCUCUUCUCGCGUUCUUCGCUACCCUUACGCCUCCCCCGCAACUGCAUUGCGUGAGAUGCCACAAAGAAUAUACCGAGGUUGAAAAUAAUGAUAGGAGCUGCUUGGUGGCGCACGAUGAUGAGAGUGCCGAAGUAGAGAGGGUAGGGAGGAGUAGAGUUGUUGGAGAAAUCGGAACCGAGUAUGAGACGAUCUGGAAUUGUUGCGGGAAGACGGUUGAAGGUGAUGGUGACCAGGGUCCUCCGGACGGCUGGUGCUACGAAGGCAAACACACUACCGACAUCAAACGCGCUCGCUUCCGAGCUGACUCCACACCCCUCAAUGACAAGCUUGUCUCCUGCCUCAGGCGCAACUGCCACAAUGUUCGCUCACAACUUCCUCGCUCGCGCUCCUCUCGCGCUGCCGCCGUGAACAAUAAAAAACGCCCUCGUUAUGCCGAAGAAGACGAUGAGUCCGAAGAAGACGACGACGAAGGGGACGAAGAUAGCGGCGUGGACGAAAUCGUGGGUGGCGUGAAGAGUUUAGCCGCUGCAGCCAAGGGGUCUACCCUCGGCAUGGGUGCAAAGGGCAAGGGUAAAGGGCCCGCCAAGAAGAAAGGAGGAGAGAACUCGGUGGAAGGGUCGGUGAAGAAGAGGGCUAAGAUCACGAAGGAUGCCAAUAAGCCUCUUAGCACGUCGACGACGAAAGCCAAGGCGGAUGAGGACGCUGAGAUGGGCGGAGUCGAUGAUCAACCUUCGACGGCGCCACAGACUCCACCGAAACCCCCUCCCAAACCACGCGGUCGUCCGAAGAAGAAGCCUGCUGUUGAGACAGCACAGACAGACGUGGACGAACCUGUUCCACCGACAGACGCGGACACACCCCAAGCGAAGCCUAAGAAACCCAGAGCGAAACCGGGGCCGAAACCAAAGUCGAAGGCUGCCGCUAAUGACGGUACCGACACUCCUGGAACCUCGACACCUAAGACGACGCCAAAGACCGCGAAACCGAGGUCAAAGAAGGCUGUGAAGCAAGCGGAGAACGAGGACGACGGAAAUGUGGCGGAUGAGAGUAUGAUGGUUGAUGGUGAAGAUGGGCCGGAUAGUGCAGCUGGGCCGGCGAAGAAAAACAAGGAAGACCCAAAGAUUGUGGUCCAGAUGAGGGCAAAGGCGAAGGUGAAGAAGGCUCAGAGCGGUGGAGCUUGAAUUGUACGCCGUUGCUCGUUCGGUGGAUCGUUGAGGUUGUUCGUGCCUUGCAGCGCGAGAGUUUGGUUAUUUUCUCCUAUUUUCUAAAUAUAUCCUCCUUGUAUCAGGUUCUUGGGCGAACGAUACCGGUACGCUCUUGUCAAUUUUCACCCUUCAUGCUCGGAGUCUGUCUGUCAUUAUGAACCCUUACAUACCGUUUCCUUUGGUUCGUUACGAUAUGUCCUACACAAAGUGUUUCUCUCCUCCGAUUUAUUCUCGCUCGCGUCUAUAUAACUUAUAUUUACUGCCGUCCCUUUACUUCUCUCACUUCCACUCCGACCCUCUGGGUUUUCUCUUCGUCUUUAUCCAGCCACGUUGAUCGCGCUCACUAGAUGGUCCUCACCUGUUCAAGGACAUACAGUGGCACCACACUCGGAGGUUUUCGGAACCACUGAUUCGCCGCUUCGACGAACGUAAGCGGUUCUUCGCAUCCCUCAAGCAUCCCUCCUCCAUCGCCUACCCGUCUUUUC